This is a messenger RNA of Physella acuta, 1294 nucleotides long. RefSeq names its product chymotrypsinogen A-like. NCBI's taxonomy places the organism in Eukaryota, Metazoa, Mollusca, Gastropoda, Physidae. Gene Ontology annotation, molecular function: serine-type endopeptidase activity. Gene Ontology annotation, biological process: proteolysis. The record is from RefSeq and is a predicted model, not a curated record.
GAGACAGUUCUCUCUACAGGUUGGCACGUCUAGGCGUCCCAAAGACACUUGACGACAGCGGCAAGUCUCAACAUCGACAAGAAAAAAAUGAAUUUGUUUCCAGGUGUUCUGAUAAUGGUCCUGGUGACCUCACAACAGUAUGCUGUUGCGCUGAACUCGACGGCUACCACUACCAUAGUGCCAACAACAACCAAAACAGCCACCACCACACCACCACCAUCAACAACAACCAAAACAGCCACCACCACACCAGCAUCAUCAACAACUACUAAAACAGCAACUACAACACCUGCACCAUCAACAACUACAAAAACAGCAACCAUCACACCAGCACCUUCUACAACAACAACCAAAUCAGCCACCACUACACCAGCAACAUCCACAACCACUAAACCCUCUACUACAACAGCUUCUCUUGUCAAAUCCCAGUGCGGUGUCGCCAACAGCUCCAAGACGUGUGAGUACCCUUGGAUGGUGAUGAUCUACGAUAAACUACACCAGACUGUCUGCAGUGGCUCCAUCAUUGACGACAGGCACAUCCUGACGGCUGCCCACUGCUUCGUACACCGGGACCCCACGACCGGUGCCAUCAGCUACUCGUCGUCCUACGACCUGACCGUCUACACGGGCUCCAGCGUCAUGCCGUUUGACGCCAGCGUCCCCGGUGUGGUCAGCAGAAACGUCGUCACCAUAGCAACACACCCAAACUACGACCCAAAGUCCUUCACAAACGACAUCGCCCUCCUCGACUUGAACUUACCCAUCACAUUUGACACGUGCCACAAGCCCAUCUGUCUGGUUGACGGUUCCAAAACUCCACAAAUGGCAUCAGGCUGUAGAGCUAUGGGCUGGGGACUUAACGCCAGUACUGUCGUGGCCAGAGACACUGAUGAGAGGUUAGCACGGGCACUGGCCAGCUCGAGUGGUACCUAUGAGAGCACCAUAAAGUGGGCGGAUGUACCAGUCGUGUCUGACGUCACCUGUCAAAACACCUACGGUACCUACUACACCGGAAGUAACUUCUGCGCUGGAUCUUCUGUGAACAAUUCCUGUCGGGGCGACUCUGGCGGUCCACUGGCCUGUAAAGAAGCAGACGGCCGCUAUUACCAGUACGGCAUCGUGGUAGCCGGGGACUGUGGCUAUCCUGGCCUCUACACCAAGGUCUCCAGUUUUCUCCCCUGGAUAGAACAGAUGAAGAUAUUAAUGACGAUGGUCGCUUAGGCGAAGUCAAAGUUUCGAAUGGACUCAUGUGAACUGUUCGAUAUCAUGAAGAAAUAAAGGCAUCAAAAUCACC